AUGGCGAACCCUUCGCGGGAGCGCAUCAUUGACGACGAUUUUGAUUUCAGCGCUGCCGACCUGUCUAAACAAUUCGAACAAUUACUACGAACGAACCGAUUGAAUGCCCUCGAAGAACAAGCACGGGCUCCUCGAUCUUCCUCCCCUCAUCUCGCUCCUCAACAAAGGCCACAAACAUCGUCCUCUUCCCCUUUACCACCACCAAGUCCGCUCUCUCAUACUUCCGCACAUGCCAGUUCUCGGCCUUCUCAACACCAACCACCCACAUACACCUCAUAUCGAAGCCAUCCCAUUGUACCUUCCCCACCUCAAGAUGGCGCUGCGAUGAAAUUCCGAAACCUCCUCCUCACCCUAUCCAUGACACCAACCAAGUACGAAAACCCCGGUCUUCUAGACAAUGCUCUGACGCACGUGCCUAUCGAUCGCAUAUAUCAAGAGGCAGAAGAAGAGCACAACCUCAUGAAAGGUAUGGCGGCUUCCAAAGGUGACAAUGUCAAGCCCGAAUGGGGCUACCAAGACUGCGUUAUGAGGUCACUCCUCCGUUGGUUCAAACGCUCAUUCUUCACCUUUGUCAACAAUCCUGCUUGUACAAGAUGCAAUGGUGCCACUAUCGCCGCAGGCCAAGUCCCUCCUGUGGAUGAUGAAAUAGUCCGUGGUGCAACGAGAGUCGAAGUCUACAGAUGCACCGGUUGUGCUCGAUAUGAAAGGUUCCCUCGAUACUCCGAUGUCUGGACGUUAUUGGAAACUCGACGAGGCCGUGCUGGAGAAUUCGCCAACUGUUUCAGUAUGUUAUGUCGGGCUGCAGGUGCACGAGUCAGAUGGGUUUGGAACAGUGAAGACCAUGUGUGGACCGAGAUCUACAGUGAACAUCAAAGACGCUGGGUUCAUGUUGAUCCUUGUGAAGAGAUGUGGGACAAUCCAAGAGCCUACACUGAAGGUUGGAAUCGCAAGAUAUCCUACUGCAUCGCCUUCUCAAAUGAUGGCGCGACAGAUGUCACUCGACGUUAUGUUCGAAACACGCAUUAUCUCGGCCCACGAACACGAUGUACAGAGGAGGUCCUGCUCUGGAUCAUGCAAGAGAUUCGAAAACUACGACGAGAGAAUAUGGACAAGUCUGUCCAGCAUCAACUCCGACGAGAAGACGAUAGAGAGGAGCGAGAGCUUCAAGCCUACGUGAUGCGGUCACUCGCUCAUGAUAUGAUCAACUCGAUGCCCGGUGCUGUCACCCCCGUUCGAGGUGACGAAGUCAAAGCACCUGCGGAACGACAAGACACUACCAUGCAAUGGUCGAAUGAACAACAGAUGGAUCAUUCCAACCAUCGGUGA
Exophiala bonariae is the source of this 1326-nucleotide messenger RNA. RefSeq lists its product as uncharacterized. Gene Ontology annotation, biological process: protein deglycosylation; glycoprotein catabolic process; protein quality control for misfolded or incompletely synthesized proteins. Bases 1 to 1326 code for a protein of 441 amino acids. Lineage: Eukaryota; Fungi; Ascomycota; Eurotiomycetes; Chaetothyriales; Herpotrichiellaceae. The transcript is spliced from 3 exons. The record is from RefSeq and is a predicted model, not a curated record. Gene Ontology annotation, cellular component: cytosol; nucleus. Gene Ontology annotation, molecular function: peptide-N4-(N-acetyl-beta-glucosaminyl)asparagine amidase activity.